AUGGAAGGUUGGAAGAAGGAAGAAGGUUGGAAGAAGGAAAAAGACAACCUCCUGCUUUAUAAAUUGCAAUAUGUCUGUUUAGAUUUUGAUAAUUGUGUUUCUUCUGUUGGCAGUAUCACUAAAGCCCUUGAAAGGUAUGAACGCUGUUGCCUUAAUCCUCAAGAUAACUAUGGUGAAAAAGAAACACAGAGCUGGUACCAGGAGGUGUCAAAAUUAAAGGCCAAGUUUGAAGCCCUUCAAAGAACUCAAAGGCACUUGCUUGGUGAAGAUCUUGGGCCACUGAGUGUGAAGGAGUUUCAAAAUCUUGAAAAACAACUUGAAGGUGCACUUGCACAAGCUAGGCAAAGAAAGACACAAGUAAUGAUGGAACAGAUGGAGGAGCUCCGUAGAAAGGAGCGCCAUCUUGGUGAUGUGAACAAGCAACUGAAGAUUAAGGUUUCUCAAGAACUAUCAUCGCAAUUUGAGGGUGAAGGACAAGGACUGAGAGCUCUUCCAUUUCCAUGGGGUUGUAAUGCAUCAGCAGAAGCAGGAAGCAGCACCUUUCAUGUCCACCAUUCUCAAUCAAAUCACAUGGACUGUGAUCAACCUGAUCCAGUACUUCAAAUAGAGUAUCAUCACUAUAUGGCUGAAGAUGGAGCCUCAGGGUCAAGGAGCAUGGCUGUUGAGAGCAACAUCAUCCAUGGCUGGGGCCUUUGAUUUCUAAUUAAUUCUAUUUAAUUCUCGAUAUAGGACAAGGUUUUGUUUAAGUUUUUCGAGACUAAAAACUCAGUGACAUCUUUAUGAUUUGAAGUGUUUGUUAUAUAAUGUAUAAUUUUGAGUAA
This is a messenger RNA of Lycium ferocissimum, 821 nucleotides long. Its product is annotated as agamous-like MADS-box protein MADS3. Gene Ontology annotation, biological process: regulation of DNA-templated transcription. Gene Ontology annotation, cellular component: nucleus. NCBI's taxonomy places the organism in Eukaryota, Viridiplantae, Streptophyta, Magnoliopsida, Solanales, Solanaceae. The transcript has 8 exons. Bases 1 to 696 code for a protein of 231 amino acids. Gene Ontology annotation, molecular function: DNA-binding transcription factor activity. The record is from RefSeq and is a predicted model, not a curated record.